Molecule: messenger RNA, 1677 nt
Organism: Portunus trituberculatus (swimming crab)
Lineage: Eukaryota; Metazoa; Arthropoda; Malacostraca; Decapoda; Portunidae
Product: RNA-binding protein 25-like
Exons: 6
Coding region: 1-1677 (558 amino acids)
Source: RefSeq, a predicted model, not a curated record
AUGAGCGCCUCGAGCGGUCCACCGGGCGAACUAUCGGUACUUCAAAGAAAACGCGAUGAUGAACUCCGGGGCGUCGGGUGUUUCGCCGAGAAUAUGGACAAGUGUGAUCGCCUUCUGCGUGACCGACGAGACCUGGAUCCCCUCCCUGCCGGCGCGGAAGGGCGCUGGCUGUCCACCGAGGCCGUGAAAAGUCGUGGAAUGGGACGAAAGUUUGCUAGAACGGAGAAGCCGAAGUUUGGGGGAAGGGAACAAGCUGUAGCCCCCUAUUUCUACUCCCAUUUCUAUUUCCCCCUACCAGGCACCAUGCAUCUCCCCUCCCUGACUCUCCAACUCUCCCCCCCUUUGAAGAAAAGGAGGAGAUACACCCUCUCCUCCUCCUCCUCCUCCUCCUCACUAGGCUCAUUGUAUACCUCCUCCUCCUCCUCCUCCUCCUCAGCCUCCAUCUUCAGCCGCAGUAAAGAAAGAGAGAGAGAGAGAGAGAGAGAGAGAGAGAGAGAGAGAGAGAGAGAGAGAGAGAGAGAGAGAGAGAGAGAGAGAGAGAGAGAGAGAGAGAGAGAGAGAGAGAGAGAGAGAGAGAGAGAGAGAGAGAGAGAGAGAGAGAGAGAGAGAGAGAGAGAGAGAGAGAGAGAGAGAGAGAGAGAGAGAGAGAGAGAGAGAGAGAGAGAGAGAGAGAGAGAGAGAGAGAGAGAGAGAGAGAGAGAGAGAGAGAGAGAGAGAGAGAGAGAGAGAGAGAGAGAGAGAGAGAGAGAGAGAGAGAGAGAGAGAGAGAGAGAGAGAGAGAGAGAGAGAGAGAGAGAGAGAGAGAGAGAGAUAUAUAGAGAGAGAGAGAGAGAGAGAGAGAGAGAGAGAGAGAGAGAGAGAGAGAGAGAGAGAGAGAGGAGAGAGAGAGAGAGAGAGAGAGAGAGAGAGAGAGAGAGAGAGAGAGAGAGAGAGAGAGAGAGAGAGAGAGAGAGAGAGAGAGAGAGAGAGAGAGAGAGAGAGAGAGAGAGAGAGAGAGAGAGAGAGAGAGAGAGAGAGAGAGAGAGAGAGAGAGAGAGAGAGAGAGAGAGAGAGAGAGAGAGAGAGAGAGAGAGAGAGAGAGAGAGAGAGAGAGAGAGAGAGAGAGAGAGAGAGAGAGAGAGAGAGAGAGAGAGAGAGAGAGAGAGAGAGAGAGAGAGAGAGAGAGAGAGAGAGAGAGAGAGAGAGAGAGAGAGAGAGAGAGAGAGAGAGAGAGAGAGAGAGAGAGAGAGAGAGAGAGAGAGAGAGAGAGAGAGAGAGAGAGAGAGAGAGAGAGAGAGAGAGAGAGGAGAGAGAGAGAGAGAGAGAGAGAGAGAGAGAGAGAGAGAGAGAGAGAGAGAGAGAGAGAGAGAGAGAGAGAGAGAGAGAGAGAGAGAGAGAGAGAGAGAGAGAGAGAGAGAGAGAGAGAGAGAGAGAGAGAGAGAGAGAGAGAGGAGAGAGAGAGAGAGAGAGAGAGAGAGAGAGGAGAGAGAGAGAGAGAGAGAGAGGAGAGAGAGAGAGAGAGAGAGAGAGAGAGAGAGAGAGAGAGAGAGAGAGAGAGGAGAGAGAGAGAGAGAGAGAGAGAGAGAGAGAGAGAGAGAGAGAGAGAGAGAGAGAGAGAGAGAGAGAGAGAGAAUUUCCUACACUGUAAGCUGCAUGGACGUCUCUGUAUUCGGCGUUUCUGGCUCACUACACUCCUGA